CGUCUGUUAAAUUGGCAAACCUCAAAUCAUUCAUCUUUUACAGUUUUCUUCUCAUUCUCAUUCAUGUCAUUCAAUAAUGAUCAGUGACAAAAAUGGCGUAUGUGAAUGUUGCAGAAUGGAAACCUGAUCAAGUGACAGACUGGCUGAAAGGCCUAGACGCAGUGGUAGUGCCGCACAUCCACUCGUUCCAGAACAAGCAGAUCAACGGCCAACAGCUGCUGAACAUCAGUCCCGAUGACCUUGAGAUACUCGGUGUCUACAAGCUUGGCCACCAGGAACUCAUCCUCGAGGCUGUCGAACAUCUCAGGAAUUUCCAUUAUGAAUUGGACCGGGAGACACUGCAGCUGCUCGCACUGCGUGUCUCGUGCCUCGCGCACAGCCUCUACAACGAUCUGCGCCGCAAUCACUCCAACUCCCACCUCGUCUCCACGCAGACUCUCUCCGACGUCGCACACAUUGUCAUGGCUGUCAAACCACUCGUCUGCUGGCUCGAUAGACCACCGUUCAAUGGUCACCUGGAGUACAAACAGCUGAAGCCGGAACUGCUGGCAUGGAGCCUGGAGAUGGCAACGAGUGGGCAGCGAGACAGGUUCGCCGAGCAUCCUGUCGAGGAGAUCAGGAAUAGCUCGGCCAAGUUGGCUAAACUGGCCGACUCGCUCAUCCAGGACACCAAGGACCCCCUCCUGCUCCAACCCGCCUCCCUCGAUCUCGCCACCCUAAAGAAGAGGUCCUCCGACGACCUGGGAUUUUACAUAGUGCCUAGUUUCCAUGGAAUUCAUGAAAUUGGUGAGCUGAAAUUGAAUAGCGCUGCUCAUCAAUGUGGGAAAAUUGAACCAGGAGAUGAAAUAGUACAAAUUAAUUACCAGACUGUUGUUGGCUGGCAGGUGAAAUCAGUUAUGGCUCUGUUUGAAGAGUCGCCAACCGAGGUGCUACUGACGUUAAAGAAGCGGCCCCGCCACACUAAGGUGUACGGCCAGAUCUACAUGAAACCCUACAGACUGCCCAGCAAGAAAAAGACGCACCGAUCCUACACCAGGUGGCAUGACAACGUGCCUUCGCCAAGGCCUGAGCUGCUCACCAUUCCUGACUUUGAAAUGCCUAUACCAAAAUCGGUGGUGAGCGAGGCGAAGGUGACUGUGAACGAGACGGUGAUAACGGUGGGAGGAGGAGGAGGAGGCGGUGGCGUAGGAGGAGGUCGCCCCUCCUCCUCAGAGGAAGACGAGGAUGAGGAGGAGGAGGGAGAAGGUGGAUUGGGAGGGGGACAGGCGUCACCGACAAGUGCGCGCAUCUAUCUGCCGAAGCCUCGCAUCCCUGUGCAACGCAGGGCCACCAUCACCGGUGCUAGUCCCAUCAGCAAGACGGCGCCCAUUAAUCUGCAACAGUUUUGGCAAGAACUGAAGCUGGAACGUGAGUGGCGCGACGCGACGCAGCCGAGCAGAGAAAAGAGUGGCGUCGAUGAGAGUGGUGCGCAUGCGCCGUUGUCGCCUCGACGCAAAUACAGCAGCUUCGACAGCCUCAAGGCUAAACCGGACCUGGUCAGCUCGUGUCGUCCCGAAGCUGUCUUCCGGCGAAAACGGUCGACGGACAGUGUCUACGAUGACGUAUUCAGAACGGUCGAGAAUUCGCCCAGAAACAAAUCAACCGACAGUGACGAUGUGUUCAGAACCCCCGACAGCAAGAAAUCCAGCGAGAGUGAUGAUGUAUUCGACAGUAAAAAGCUGUUAGAGGAUGUCACCGAUGACGAUUAUCGACCCACUUCGCUUCGGGAGAAGAUAGAAAUGUUCUCAAAGGUCUCCGAAGUGUUUGUGGAGGCCGACAAAGCGAGAAGUUUGUCGGCUGGUGGCGAUAAGACUCCCAAACCAAAAGUGCCUGCAAGAACGUUCCGGCUUUCGCCCGAAAAGGUGGCGGUUGUGCCUCAGGUGACCGCCCGCACUGUCAAGCUGGACCAGGAAACGGACGAUGCCAAGAAAGAGAGAGGACGCCUCGACAAGAGUCACAGCACUCCCGCCUAUGAUUUCUCAGCUGACCAACAGGCUCGGCCGGUCACUGAAAUUGUGGGCAACCGGUUGUUUGUGCCUAAGCUGGUGAGGAGUGAUGCUGAGGCUCAAGACCCCGACGAACAGAAGGAAGACAACGUUGUCAUAACUAUCGAUCCUCCACCAAUAACCCUACCCGUAGCUCCCCUCCCCCCGGCCAGAACCCACAUCAAGGCUGUAGAAGAGAAACAGGUGCACGGACAAAUCGUGGAAACAAUCAACCAGCUGCAUCUGUUGAGGCUGCAUGACGAGGCCGAUGAAACAAGUCGACUGAAGGAGAAGGACUGUGACGAGGAUGACCUUGCCAAGACUGAACGAAUCGGCAAGCUCCUCGAAACAAUCAGCACCUCUCUGAUCGAGCACCGACUGAAAGAGGACCAAGGAGGUGCUGAUUUAUCAAAAACCAUAUCCCAGGUCUGUCGUGAUGAUUUGUAUGCGCCCUCACCCAGUGAACGUGUGAUACCAGUUCCACCGCGAAGGAUACUCCCCGAUGUAACAGUUACAACAGCCGACGAUCGGUCCAAUGAAAUAGUAACGGAUUACAGCAGCUCCACAAUGGAACGGUUGCCGAAGAGUAGCCACAGUUCGGAGACUGUAACGGAUUACAGCAGCUCCACAAUGGAACGGUUACCAAAGAGCAGUCACAGCUCUGAGACUGACACCGCUUCUCUGCCGCCGAAAAUGCCCGAACGGAAACCGGUGACUAAUAUCGAGUUUGCAGUAACUGCUCCGGCUACUUUUCCGCGACAUAAGACAGGUGACGGUCGUCGGCCGGCUGCUCCCCCUGAGCCUCCCCCGCGCCCAGCCCCCCCUCGGCCCACCUACCACCGCACAGUGACAGCUGCCGCUCGCUCCUCCGUCGCCACUCGCAGUCCCAAGGCCCUGCGCAAGAAGAAUCCUCUUCUCGCCAAAAUGAGAAAUGUGUCAGUGGCUGAUGUGUCUGUUGGCUGCGAGUGCCAGGGCUGGCUGCAGCAGCGGUGUCGCAAAGGCUCGGGUCAAUGGAACACCGGUUGGUUUGUCAUCAAGGGAACAACGUUCUAUGGAUUCAGGACCAAAGAGGCUCAAAAAGCGCACUGCCUUAUAUCUCUGCCUGGCUUCACCGUAUCGCAAGCCGAAGAAGUGAAAAGUAGGAAAUUCGCGCUGAAGGUCUACCACACUGGAACAAUAUUCUACUUUGCUGCUGAAAAUCAGGAUGAGCUAACCACCUGGCUUGACAGCUUCUCCAUGGCUACCGUUGCGUUGGAUGCUAAUAGCGAAUCUAUAUUGUUCAGUGAAUCGGAGGGUGAGAUGUCCACAGUGGAAGAGACUGAAACCGAGUCGUGUUUUCGUGGCCCGAAAAUGAAGAAGCUGGCAGGACUGCUCUCGGGCUCACCCAAUUCACCACAAACGUCGCGAUCGCAUCACAACCUCACUGAAAACAAUAGCAGCAAAAGUGAUGGCCAGAAGAAAUUCGGCUCGCUGAAGAAGCUGGGCCGCAGCAGUCGGGGUUCAGACACGGAGCAGCCGCAGUCGCAGCCGCAGGCGACCGACAACCUCAGCCUCGACCGCAAGUACCUGCGCUUCCUCGGCAAGGGUCAGGUGCGAAUGGUGCCCACCGCUCAGUUCCGCAGCUACCGUCGCGUGGCCCCUCCAGUGCCGCCCCCGCUCCACCCUCACCCCCAGUCAUCUGCGGCCUCCGCCGCUCCACCCCUCCACCAGAGUGCCGACAGUGUCCUGGCGCUCGAGUCAAGCAGCUCCACUCCAACGGAAGGCGUGACUCAGCCUGGCCAUAUAAUCACUGCAAGUCAGCACAGGCCGGCUGAUAUGGCUGAUUACAGAAUAGCUUCUCUAGCAAAAAACAGGUGGUGUUAUCCUGAUGAUUUUUAUCAACAACGGUCGGUAGUGCAGGAUCAUGACACCACAGGCUUCAUCACUCUGGAGGCGCUGAUGCUGGCUCGACAAGACGAGGAGAGAAGACAGGCGUCCCUGUUGACCCCGCUGCACAACAACAACAUCAACAAUGCUAACAACAACAGCAAUCGGUUGUUGUCGUCGCACCAUCAUCCCUUCCAUCACAACAAUCUACAGUCCACACCAAAUGCUGCAGCAUUGCAGCAGCAUAGAACGCCGCCAUCACAAGAGCACAACAACCAUAAUCAAAAUCAAAACCAUCAUAAUCAGCACACGGCCGCCAUUGUCAAUAACCAGACGAGGCGCUCGUUCAAAAACCACAAUCAAGUGAAAUUCUAUGCAAACAAUAAUAACGCACAGCCUUUGCUUAGUCCACGAUCAGCUUCAUCGCACCGUAGAGAAAACUCUUCAUCAAGCUCUACUGACGACAACAAAACAGGAAAGAAGAUGUCCUUCACCAAUUGUCUGUACAAACAUGCAGUGGAUACGUCAGCCAGAGAUUACCGAGAUGGAUCGCCGGAAAAAUUUUGGAUCGACUCUCUGCGUAGCUCGACCGACAGCAGAGGCAAGCAUCACCUCAAGAAAGCAGCUCUCUAUCAGCCUCCUCCUGUUGCUCCUCUUGAAAACAGUGGCUUGAGCGACCAGUCGUCACACAUGAGACUGGCGGCGUUUGAGAUGCUACUCGACCAGAACCAGGGGAGCUCCACGGGGGGCCGGAGGGGCUCGGGAGGGACCGCCAACACCCCCACCCCCGCUGCUCGGCUCAAGAGCCUCUUCACCGGCAAACCAAAUGAUCACAAGACUCUGCUAGGCUCACCAAGACUACACAAAGCAAUAUUUAGAAACUCAUCUCGGGGUGAUUCCGGAGGCGAAUCCCUCAACUCACCUCCUCUAUCGCCUCCUGAGGAGGAAGCUGACGUCAUCCCGUUGCAGAAGGAAGACCCAAGCAGCAGUCCCCCCACUCCGGACUAUCCAGGCUUGGAGUACCCUCCCGUGUUCGAGCCAGGCACCUACAGUCUGUCAGACGCAUCGACCAUCCUGAGGGGUCGAGGGGGUAAUCGUGACCCUCCCUCGAACAGAUGAUGUCGGCUGUGGCAUAGCAACUUAUAUCCCCGUCCCCUGCGCGAGGGACUCAUCUAGCUGUUCGUUGUAACUACAAAUUGUUAUUACUAGUAAUUAUUGUAACUUGUGACAAAAUGUAACUUGUAUGGUGGUUAUAAGCAGCGAACUGUAGUGAGAUUCAGGUUAUUAAGUCAGCAUCUGAUUAAUAUUGGUUUGCUAUCCCUGUCUGUCAUUAGACAUUGCAGAUAGCUCUAUCCUUUUCCAGUUCCACAUCAGUGUCAAAUUGUUUGUAAACUGUGUGGAAAUAUGAUGAUCUACCAAAAUAUUUCAUCUCAAUUAUGGUAAUUUGUUAUCAAAUCUUGGAAAAAUAUAAUUUCUUUACAAAUAAAAUAGGCCUAUAAUCUAAAAAGAUUUUAUUAACAUUGACAAGAAUCAACAAUUACAAACAGAUGAGAUUCACUGGGAUAACUUGAAUCAUAACUAUCUACUAUAGAUGGAAAAGGAAAAGCGGCAACACUGGCACAUUUAUGCUAUAAUUUGCACUGACUUUAUAUGGUGAAUCUCCCUCCAUGUCGCUUCUCACAGCCGCCACAUUCUAUGCAUGUUAAACUUUGUUGUUCCUAAUAGCUUUAAAACCAAAUUGUGUGUGUCUCAGUAUCCUACUAUUCUUAGCUCUACUUUGAUGAUUGAGAUGAUGGUGAUUAUCAUGAUAACUAUUCGUCGGACGAAGCAAUCAAAUAAUACAAUAGUUAUAUUGUUAUAGUUAAUUUAAUAUUGUUAUAUAGUCAAUUUAAUAAUACAAUCAAAUAAGAAGAAACAGGCCGUUGUCUAAAACUCCAAUUUGAGAAUUUUAUCUCAUACUGCCAAAAUAUUAGGUAAUAUACUAGUGUAUUUCUAGUGUAUGAUGACAUACAGUUCCGCUGCCACCUUGAAUAAAUAAAUGGUGGAUGCGCUCCUCACAAUUAUUGUUGAAUCCUUUUCUUAGGCAGUUUAAAUAUUCAACCUGGCUGAAGCGUGAAAAUAACAAGAUUUUGCUUUCUGGCUGCUGUUUAUGUUCCUGACAACUAAAU
Nilaparvata lugens (brown planthopper) is the source of this 6058-nucleotide messenger RNA. RefSeq lists its product as uncharacterized. The coding region runs from base 93 to 5009 and encodes 1638 amino acids. NCBI's taxonomy places the organism in Eukaryota, Metazoa, Arthropoda, Insecta, Hemiptera, Delphacidae. Gene Ontology annotation, molecular function: protein binding. The transcript is spliced from 22 exons. The record is from RefSeq and is a predicted model, not a curated record.